This is a messenger RNA of Colletotrichum lupini, 174 nucleotides long. RefSeq lists its product as uncharacterized. The record is from RefSeq and is a predicted model, not a curated record. The transcript has a single exon. The coding region runs from base 1 to 174 and encodes 57 amino acids. NCBI's taxonomy places the organism in Eukaryota, Fungi, Ascomycota, Sordariomycetes, Glomerellales, Glomerellaceae.
AUGAGCUCUAACAGGUACUUAAUGCCAUUAGAAACGGUCUCUCUAUUAAAAGGGCCUCGAUUAAGUUCGGGGUUCCUAGGACAACACUUUAGGGUCGAAGGAGAGGCCACUAGACGAGGGCGAGGGUAUUUGCAGAGCUUUAGAGGCUUCUUCUAUAGUAGGAAGACUAGCUAG